Rotaria sp. Silwood2 is the source of this 249-nucleotide messenger RNA. Lineage: Eukaryota; Metazoa; Rotifera; Eurotatoria; Philodinida; Philodinidae. The record is from the annotation of a GenBank genome assembly.
AUGGCUAAGUUGGAUUAUUCAAAAUUAGUCAUAGGACAUUUUCAACGGGAAAAUUUACCUGUUAUUCCAUGCAAAAACAGUAUCAGACGUAUUUUUGAUAAAUUUGUUGAAACUGGUUCAAUACAUGAUCGUGGACGUUCAAGACGACCAUCAACAGUAACAGAUGAAAAAGUUGAAGAAAUUGCUGAAGCUUUGUCAGUUAAUCCAAUCAAUAGUGUUCGUAGUAUAUCUCGUAAACUUAAUAUUUGA